Misgurnus anguillicaudatus (oriental weatherfish) is the source of this 1332-nucleotide messenger RNA. RefSeq names its product coenzyme Q5, methyltransferase (gene coq5). The record is from RefSeq and is a predicted model, not a curated record. Gene Ontology annotation, molecular function: 2-methoxy-6-polyprenyl-1,4-benzoquinol methyltransferase activity. NCBI's taxonomy places the organism in Eukaryota, Metazoa, Chordata, Actinopteri, Cypriniformes, Cobitidae. Gene Ontology annotation, biological process: ubiquinone biosynthetic process.
AUGACGCAGGUGUUUCGCAACUGAACUUGCGCGCAACAUGGCUGCCUCCAUGAGGACACUUGCCCUUAGAGCUCUCUGUGAAUCCAGGCGAAAUAUUAAUCGUGUUUCAAGGAGUCGAAUUAAACAUUCGUGUUGUGGCGCUUGGUUGACAGUAUGUCGCGGGUACAGUGAUGGAUCAGAAGGGAAAAGUACACACUUUGGUUUCGAAACAGUGCCAGAGGAGGAGAAAGCAGACAGAGUGUAUAAAGUGUUUGAAAGUGUGGCCAAGAAGUAUGACGUGAUGAAUGAUGCCAUGAGUUUGGGAAUACACCGCCUUUGGAAAGACUCGCUGUUGCAUGCAAUGAACCCUCAGCCUGGACUACGGUUACUAGACACGGCUGGUGGCACUGGUGACAUCUCUUUCCGCUUCCUGGAAUACACGCGUUCAGUUUAUGAACGCCAGCAGCGGCAAAAAGUAAGGUCCGGUCAGACGCCAUCAUGGAGGGACAUCGCUGAACAUUAUGCAACAAACAAGUCAGGCCUUCCACAAUCUCGGGCGGUGGUGUGUGAUAUCAACAAAGAAAUGCUUAAAGUUGGUAAACAGAGGGCGGAGAAAGCAGGAAUCGGCACAGGUCUUUCGUGGGUCGUGGGUGACGCAGAAGAGCUCCCAUUUGAUGACAAUCAGUUUGAUUUAUACACUAUUGCAUUUGGCAUCAGAAAUGUCACGCACAUAGAGCAGGCCCUGCAAGAAGCGCAACGUGUCCUUAAACCAGGCGGACGAUUCUUGUGUCUUGAAUUCAGCAAAGUAUCCAACCCUGUGCUUGCAAGGCUUUAUGAUGCAUAUAGUUUUCAGAUGAUCCCUGUGUUGGGGGAAGUGAUCGCAGGAGACUGGAAGUCAUAUCAGUAUCUGGUGGAAAGCAUCCGAAAAUUUCCAGACCAGGAGACAUUUAAGGAAAUGAUCGAGGAUGCUGGCUUCUUCUGUGUCCAGUACUUCAACUUGACCGGAGGAAUUGUUGCUAUUCAUUCAGGCUUCAAGCUUUGAGUGUCUGCCUCAUCUUGAAAUUAUCUUCAAAUGAACUCUGACAAGAGACAAAUGCUGUUUUACAAGUGUUUAAAAUAGGUUAUCUGACAAAACUGUGCGGGUCAGCGUGACACUUGGCUGAUGUAUUUAUGUCCCGUUUCCUAUAUGGAGACACAUUUCACUAUGUGAAGUGAAAAAUGAGUUAAAAUGUUUGAAUUUUGGGUUUGAUUCAGCAUACCUUUUUAAUGUCUUAUUUAAAGUAACUGGACAGUGUGGUUUGGUUCUUGGCACUGAAGAAGCACACAUUGACAUUAAUAAAUUAAAAUGAUUUA